UGUUCACGUGGUAAUAAUUUAAUCUCUCACUAACUUCAUACUUUUAUAGUUUAGACAUCCAUUUUCCAUUAAGGUUAAUAAAAAGAUUAAGUGAUAGCACUUCCACACACUUGGCAAUCAAUUAUUCUUCAUUAAUCUUACACAAAGCACCUCCCCAUGAGUUACAAAACAGCCAACAGAUUAAUAGGCGAAUGAAACGUUUGUAACAAUUACAGUAAAGUUACCACAUUUCAGAAUAACCUUCUCAUAUCAAACCACAGAUAAAGAGCUUCAUAAAAGAUUUGAACCAAAUAUUACUCAAUCGAUCAAGUAAUUACAUAAGGAAAGCGGUGAAUUAAAGACAUCCAACAAAUUAGUAAGAGAACACACACUCCGGUAAUUCCCAAAUAAUACCACAUUUAAAUCAGAUACAGCUUUUGAAACGUCUAAUUUUGUUAUGACUGAAGAUCGACCCCACAGGAAAAGCCAUCCUAUCAAUAAUUCAUUUUUUUACUGAAAUUAUCUGUAUAUCAGGACGUACGCAGCUCUUCCCACGGUGUGUAGUGGACGUAUUUUGCCGUGAAAAGAUGAAGCUCGCCACGCGUGUUCUCGGGUGCUGGAGCCGCAUGCUCGGCGCUCGGGCUGCAGCUGCAGCAGUGGGGAGGCGGGGCGUGGUGGGGUCGGGGUUUGACUCGCUGCUUGAAAAGCCAUGUGUUCAGCUCGACCGCGCAACAGUGCCGAGCCGAAGCAACAUGUUCGCUUAGGGUGCGGGACACUCGUCCAUUUCACCGACAGAGCCCGACAGAACAACGGGUCAAUUUCCCGGCGAAGAUGACUGUCACCCAGAUGGAUGAAACUUUCGAAAGAUGUGCCCUGCCUGGAUUAUGACACUUUCAAUGGUUUCCGGACGCACGGAACAGAGCUGCUUCAUUUCCACACGAGACAUGGCAAUUUUGCAUCAAGCCAUGUGAUUUUGUUUUUCUUUUAAAAGGAACAAAACGAUUCUUCUCUGGCAUGACCUUACAUUGUAUUGACGUGAUCUACAUAGUUACUGAGUUGAUUAUUGCUCUUCUGUCCAUCUCGGGCAAUGUUCUGGUGUGCUGGGCAGUCAGCAUCAACUCCACUCUGAAAAACGCUACGAACUAUUUCUUAGUGUCUCUGGCGGUGGCAGAUAUUCUGGUCGGCUGCCUGGCCAUUCCGUUUGCGGUCACCAUCAGCAUAGGCCUGAAGUCGGACUUCUACGGGUGCCUGUUUCUAGCGUGUUUUGUCCUCAUCUUGACUCAAAGCUCGAUUUUUAGCCUCCUGGCUGUGGCUAUUGACAGAUAUCUGGCCGUCAAGAUACCGCUCAGAUACAAGGAGCUGGUAACCGGCAAGAGAGCCAGAGAGAUCAUCGCGAUUUUAUGGAUCCUGUCCUUCAUCAUUGGCCUCACUCCGUUCCUGGGGUGGAACAAAAAAGACUCGGUCUGUGGGAAUUCUGGGAACGCCUCCCUGCGGAGGAACGAGAGCAGCAGCAGUGGUCUGAGCUGUCAGCUGGACUGCUUCUUUGAAAGUGUGGUGGACAUGAGCUACAUGGUCUACUUCAACUUCUUCGGCUGCGUCCUCCUGCCGCUGCUCAUCAUGCUGGGCAUCUACAUCAAGAUCUUCAUGGUGGCCCGCAUGCAGCUGCGCCAGAUCGAGCUCAAGAGCGUCCACGGCGAGAGCUCCCGGCGGCUCCUGCAGAAGGAGAUCAACGCCGCCAAGUCGCUGUCCAUCAUUAUGGGCCUAUUUGCUCUCUUCUGGCUGCCUGUGCACAUCUUGAACUGCCUCACGCUGUUCUACAAGGAACUGCAAAAGCCCACCAUCAUCAUGUACUUGGCCAUCAUCCUGUCUCACGCCAACUCGGUGGUCAACCCCAUCAUUUACGCCUACCGGAUACGGGAUUUCAGGAACACCUUCCGCAAGAUAAUCUCCAAGCACAUCCUCUGUCACAAGGACGACCUUUAUCUGAGAUCCAGCAGCAGCAUGCGCAACAGGCACCAGCACCAGCUCAGUGCAAACUUAACGAUUGACGACCCCUUGCUAUAAUGGUAUGGGGAGGUGGGGGGGGGGUGGCCAGUCUUACUUUUUUCAAACGCCAUUCCAAGUGAGUUAGGAAACGUUUACAGAUAGAAGGAGCUCCUGAGUAAGUUAAAAAUCUUAGACAUGCCAUUCUCGGAUGUGUGUUGUAACAUCAUGAAGUGAGUGUAGGAACAUCUGAGACCACAGCUGCAUGUAGCUUUGUUUUGUACCAUGGUGUACUAGGUGUAGAUCUGAAGAUGGAGGUACAGUACUUUGUGAACUCUUAACUGGAUGAACAGUACUGUGAAAUGAAAACAUAUUCACUACAGUUUUGCCAAGUUCUUACUCUUAACAUGUUCCUCCUACCAUGUGUUCCCUCAUGGACCAAGUUCCAAGCCUUAACGUUAUCAUCUUUCACAGGGAAUCAGGCUGGCAAUUACUCUUCUCUGUACCGUCUGACAACUAAUUACAUUCAGAUUCAUCUAUGCCUGCCUUAAUAUUUAUUGCGUUGACGUCUUGUUGUUUUUACCCCUACUACAAAGGAAGAAUAUGUCCUUUCAAUCAUCCAGUUAAAAAUCCAAGACCUGCUGUGCAAAUGUGGAGGACAUGAUCUCUUUCUGGAAGAAAAUAAAAGUCUUGGUCUUCUUGUA
This is a messenger RNA of Lepisosteus oculatus (spotted gar), 2666 nucleotides long. It is a transcript of the gene adora2b, whose product is annotated as adenosine A2b receptor. Gene Ontology annotation, biological process: adenylate cyclase-activating G protein-coupled receptor signaling pathway; vasodilation; G protein-coupled adenosine receptor signaling pathway. Gene Ontology annotation, molecular function: G protein-coupled adenosine receptor activity. NCBI's taxonomy places the organism in Eukaryota, Metazoa, Chordata, Actinopteri, Semionotiformes, Lepisosteidae. The record is from RefSeq and is a predicted model, not a curated record. Gene Ontology annotation, cellular component: plasma membrane.